AUGCAGUGCUCACCCUCCCUGGUGGGGGCCCUCAGCUCCGUCCUGGUGGUCUUGGGGCUGCUGAUCCUGUGGCUCUACGGCCGUACGCCGACUCGCUACGGGAAGCACGCGGAGGCGGCGGCCGAGAAGCCGCUCCCGCAAGAGCGCCGCCGUCACCUGCCCGCCAAAUGCGCCUGGUUCCUGCAGGAGCUGCCCGCCUUCCUGGUGCCUGCGGUCCUGCUGGCACUGCGCAACCCGCCCCAUUUUGCGCCGCUCGGCUGCAGACUGCUGGGCGGCAUGUUUUGCGGCCACUACUUCCACAGGACAUUCAUUUACUCAUUCCUCACAAGAGGCAGACCUUUCCCGUUGCACACAGUGCUUUUCGGUAUGCUGUUCUGUGUCUAUAAUGGAUUCCUUCAAGGUUACUACAUGGUUUACUGUGCUGAAUACCCAGAUGACUGGUGCAACGACAUAAGAUUUACAUCAGGCAUCUUGUUGUUUUUGUUCGGCAUGGGGAUCAAUAUCCACAGUGAUUUCCUUCUACGAAAGCUAAGAAAACCUGGGGAACUCAAUUACAAGAUUCCACAAGGAGGACUAUUUGUAUAUGUGUCAGGAGCAAACUUCUUUGGUGAGAUACUGGAAUGGUUUGGCUAUGCAAUAGCAACCUGGUGCCUACCAGCUUUUGCCUUUGCCCUUUUUACAGUGUGCUUCGUUGGGCCACGUGCUUAUCACCAUCACAGGUACUAUCUAAGAAAAUUCACAGGCUAUCCAAGAUCAAGAAAAGCCUUGAUUCCUUUUAUAUUCUAAAUGACAAUUGCCUAGACUUCAGGAAUGGGGGACAUUGUUGGUGUUGUAUGUCUUUGUGCUGUCUAACUUUAAAGAUGAGUUUUAUUAUGAAUGCUGCUGUGAGUUUCAAAGAGAAAGAUUUUGGUAUAAUGUAGUGUUUUCAUGAAUUGAUCAUUGUUACAGUGUUGGAGUAAUUGUUCACUUACUAUAAAUGGUAAAACUUCAGAUAUGGGCACCUGCAUUCCCCCCUCCCCCACAUUGCUUAAAUGAAAAGCAGCCAAGAGAGGCUGAAAUAUGUCAACAACUUUCUUGCAGGCAGAAAGAUAAAAUCUCUACAUUUUUUCCCGUGAUGGUAGUAAAGCCUCUUAGGGAACAGAAGUGAUGUAAGUAGACAACUGGUAGGAAAGGAGAACUGUCUCUCCCCUGUGCUGGUCCCUCUCUAUAGAUUUCAGCCUCCCAUAGAUGUGUUUUGCUUUAAAAAGAAAUAGCAGGAGGAAGAAUCACAGAACUGCCUAUCAUGUGUGGCGUAGCUCUUGAAAGGGUGAGGAAUAGCUGUUUAUCUAAAAGUUGCUUUGCCUAAGGUUCCUUCCUGUUCACAUCUGCAUUGCUUCCAGUCCCUGGUGCUACUUUUUGUUAGGAGGAAUGACUGAAUUUUUAGCAUUGCUAGUCACUAACUUGUCAUUAUAAGAGUUAUCAUAUUUAAAAAUACUGCCUUAGGAAACAGCUGUCUUUGUAGAUGAAAGCAUAAUCUGCUGCUCCUUAGUCCCCCUUCCCCCUUGCAAGGCCAAGAGACGAAAGAAAGAAAGAAAGAAAGAAAGAAAGAAAGAAAGAAAGAAAGAAAGAAAGAAAGAAAGAAAGAAAGAAAGAAAGAAAGAAAGAAAGAAAGAUCUUGAUGAUCUAAUCCUGGUUCUUUUCUUUUCAACUGAACUCUUGCUGAAAUUGAAGAUGGCUAAGAAAUGUUCUGACAACCCAGAAAUAAUUUAAUUGGACAUGUCAUUUUCUUGUGAAACAUUGUUAAUAAACUGAGUAAGAAAGCAAU
Eublepharis macularius is the source of this 1804-nucleotide messenger RNA. It is a transcript of the gene SRD5A2, whose product is annotated as steroid 5 alpha-reductase 2. The coding region runs from base 1 to 786 and encodes 261 amino acids. Gene Ontology annotation, cellular component: membrane. The transcript has 5 exons. Gene Ontology annotation, biological process: steroid biosynthetic process. The record is from RefSeq and is a predicted model, not a curated record. Gene Ontology annotation, molecular function: 3-oxo-5-alpha-steroid 4-dehydrogenase activity. NCBI's taxonomy places the organism in Eukaryota, Metazoa, Chordata, Lepidosauria, Squamata, Eublepharidae.